Aphis gossypii (cotton aphid) is the source of this 5532-nucleotide messenger RNA. RefSeq names its product protein mesh (gene mesh). Gene Ontology annotation, biological process: cell-matrix adhesion. Lineage: Eukaryota; Metazoa; Arthropoda; Insecta; Hemiptera; Aphididae. The coding region runs from base 90 to 4142 and encodes 1350 amino acids. The transcript has 16 exons. The record is from RefSeq and is a predicted model, not a curated record.
CAUUUGAAAUUACAUUUUUUUAGCAUACGUCCGAUAGCUGUUGUAUAUUGCGGUCGUAUACCUACCUAUUAGUUACCUAUACACCGCGAAUGGCGAAUAAUUGUUGUUUUUAUUUGGUUGCGUGCUUAGCACUAUACGCGUAUCCGGUGGUCAGUCAAAACGGCUUUAACAAUCCUUACGCUCAAAAUGCUCAGACGUUUUGGCAACAGGCACAGCAGCAGAGGCCGCAGGACCUCAUCAACCAACAAUUCAGCCGUCCAGGGUACAAUUUCCAAGAAUCCCAACUACAGGCUCAGCAGCAACAGCAACAACAACUACUACUACAACAGCAGCUACAGUCACAGCAAAAUCCAACCAUGUUUCAGAGAGGACAGAAUUACAAUGCUUUCGCGUCCAGAUAUGCACCUCCUACCCUAAGAUUACAAUCUGGUUCGGCUCCAUACGUUUUGACCCAAGAGAGAUUGGCCGAAAUCCGCGAAGAGUUUAUGUACUGGUAUUUUGAUAGAGGCGGCGAUAAUGAUCUAGGAGACUAUCAGACCGACAUACACGGAUCUAUGCCUCAGAUUCACAAAAAUUUUAAUUUUCAAUUGCCGUUUUUCGGCUUCAGAUUUAACUACACUCGGGUGUCGAUGAACGGUUAUUUAGAAUUCAGCGAUCCGCCGAAACACUACCGCUAUCCGUUGUCAUUUCCAGUUAAAGAGUGGCCAAGGAAAAACGAUCCGUCUUUCAUCGGAAUAUUUUUCAGCAAGUGUCGUAUUGGUUCACUUAGACCCGACGACAUUGACCGUCGCAAGCCCGGUGUUUAUUUCCGCAUGGAGAGGGAUUUACAGGCUCGUACCGAUCAAUUCGGAGUGGAAAUGAGAGAAAGAUUAAUGUGGGAUAUCCGAGAAGGCGUAGUCGGCGCGGACUCGUUUGUACCUAAACAUUCAGCUAUUAUUACGUGGAAAAAUAUGUCAUUUGCUGGAGGAAUUGACAAUUCUCUAUACAGGACUAAUACGUUCCAAAUGGUCUUGGCCACCGACGAAGUAUUUACUUACGCCAUAUUCAAUUACGCAGACAUGCAAUGGACCAGUCAUACAGAAGCCGGAGGAGAUACGACUGGAGGCGAAGGAGGAGUACCGGCUUUCGUGGGAUUCAACGCUGGCAAUGGAACUAGAAGUUUCGAGUAUUAUCCCUACUCGCAAAGGUCGACCAUCAGAGAUUUAGUGGGUCGUGGUUGGGCCAAUAAUUUUCCGGGUCGACACAUAUUCAGAAUCGACGAAAACAUAAUGUUAGGAACGUGUAACAAAGAUAUCGCUGGUACGAAUUUGCCAUUGGUUUUCGCACCGGAAAGUGGCAACAUGUUGGGCGGCACUGUCGUCAACAUCACCGGACCGUGUUUUGAGCCUGGAGACAAAGUACGAUGCAAAUUUGACACGGAAGAAGUUGUUGGCACCGUAGUGAAUAGAAACCGCGCAGUUUGCAUUCAGCCGUUUUUGAUGGCCGAAGGUUAUGUCAUAUUUGAUGUGGCGAUUGGUGACGAAAAAUACAACUGGAAAGGAAAAUACUUUGUGGAGACUCCGGCCACGGCUACCGAACGCAUUCGGUUCCAAGACGCGGCAAUACGGGAACGGAAGCCUAAAGAAAUAAAAAUCACUUGGGAAAAGCAAAAUCUCACUACCAAUUUUGACGCCCAAAUACAGAUAUCGCUUUACGGUUACAGAGAAGUAACGAUCGCACCCGAGCUCGUAUUCAUCGACGUCAUAGCGACGAAUAUUCCCAAUUCUGGCGAAUAUACCAUAAACCCGGCUGCUUUCGAAGACCGCGACAACACCGUAAACCUAGAUUUGACGUUUGGAUUCUUACAAAUAAAACUGACCAACCCGACGACGUACUCCGGCAUUUCGAUUUCUCCGAUACUGUGGAGCAAGCCCGUACCUCUAGGGUGGUAUUUCGCGCCGCAGUGGGAAGAGUGGCACGGGUCUGCUUGGCCCGAGAGGCUGUGCGACAAUUGGAUCAAGAACGACAGGUACCUGAAAAACUUCGCCGCCGAGAUAUUCCAGUGCCCGUGCACGCUGGAACACGCCCUCGUCGACCGUGGACGGUUCUUGCCCGACGCCGACUGCGACCGGGACGCCAACCCGCAGUGUCUGUACAACAGGGGCGCGGUGCACUGCGUGACGACCGGGGCGCCGAGCAUGGAGGGCUCGGAGCAGCAGUGUUGCUACGACAAAAACAACUAUCUGAUGUUGUCCUACGACCAGCAGUGGGGUUCUAGGCCGCGGAGAUCGCACAACUUGGGAUUUUUACCGUGGACCGAAGCCAACAAGGUGCCGACGCUGUCCCAGUGGUUCCACGAUAUGAGUCCGUUUUUCCCGUGUUGUAUGUGGCAGGAAGAGCAGGCGGUCGGUUGCGAGACUUACCGUUUCGAACGACGUCCGUCUCAAGAUUGCGUCGCAUACCAAUCGCCUUACGUCGCUACCGUCUUUGGCGAUCCACACGUGAUUACUUUCGACGAUCUGGAGUACACUUUCAACGGAAAAGGCGAGUUCGUGUUGGUUCACGUGGAUUCGGAAAAGUUCAAAUUCGACGUACAAGGUAGAUUCGAACAGUUGCCGGACAAUAUAUACGGACCGGUAAAAGCCACUACGCUGACGUCCGUAGUCUCCAGAGACAACACGUCCACCGUGAUCGAAGUCCGAUUACGGCCCCAAGCGGCUCAGUGGAGGUACAGGUUGGACGUUUUUGCCGACGGUAAACGAGUGUACUUCGACAGACCGGCGUUGAAGGUGCAACACUUUCACGGUGUGACCGUUUACGCGCCUUCUUACGUUUUAAACCAGUCCGAAAUCGUGGUCAUGUUUCAAUCUGGCGCCGGGUUAGAAGUUUUGGAAAACAAAGGAUUCAUGACUACUCGGGUGUAUUUGCCAUGGCAGUUUAUCAAUCGAACUCGAGGAUUGUUUGGUAACUGGAGUUUUGACCAAUCCGAUGAUUUUACUCUACCCGACGGUUCAAUAGUACAGCCUAAUACGUAUGAUUUCGAAGCAGUGCACAAGCUGUAUGCUUCCAAUUGGAUUUUAGAAGACAGAGACGAAAAGAACAAAGGCGGCGCAUUAUUCUUUCGCGAAUACGGUCGAACGGCCAGUUAUUAUGCGAACCGAACGUUUGAACCCGUUUUCGAGUCCACUCCGGAAAUGAUUAUACCCGCUAACCGAUCUUCCGACAUACAAAGAGCCAACGAACUUUGCGGUGACUCGUAUCAAUGCAAAUACGAUUAUUCGGUUAGUCUUAAUAGAGAUCUGGCGUUUUAUACGUUACAAUAUCAAGACGGAUAUGUCAACACGAAAAAAAUGAGUAAACAGAGAGUUAUAUCGUGCGGAGUUUUGGAAACGCCACGUUUCGGACGAAAAAGUAACUUUCUGUUUGUACCCAACACCAAGGUGACAUUCGAGUGUAAUCAAGAAUUCGUAUUGAUUGGCGACCAAAGAAGAUCUUGCUCGUCCGAUGGUAAAUGGGACAUACCAGAAUACGGGUACACGGAAUGCUUACGUCACAUCGAGUACGAGUCUCGGAGUGCCUGGACGACGAUCGCUCUGAUUGCGUGCCUCAUAGUACCGCUGCUGGUAGGCAUCUGCUGCGUGGUGUCGCAAGUGUACCGGCGCAGCGGCCGGCUGAGCCUGAGGUACCAGACGGCGCGGGCGGCCAAGAGGCGCAACUCGGUGCUGGCCCUGAGCACGGUCGACCUGUCGUCGGCGGGCGCGGCGGCCAAGAACGGCAAAGGACGGCGUCGCCAAAACGGGGAAAACGACGAUAGCGGCGGCGGCGACGACGGUGGAUCGUCCACCGAGGACGAAGGACCGGCCAGUUCGGUGCCCAGUUCGACGAACCCGCGCCGGUCGUACGACGCCGUGUACCGGACGCACGAACCGCUGCCCGGCAAACCGGACGUGGAGUUCGACAAGACAAAGGUCUGGGACCUGGAAGCCGAGUACGAGGGACAGCUGGACAAGGUGGACAAGAGGACGGCCAUUUACGUGCCCGGAUCGCCGCCGCCGCCGUCGGCUGGGGACGCGACCGCGGGAUGGAGGUCGCCGCCCGUCGCAGGACCUUCGGUGGCUGUCCAAAAACAGAUUUUGCCGUCCCGAUUCAAAGACUCGUUUUGAAAAAAACCGUUUUUACCUCUUUUUUUUUUUGAUUCUUUUUUAUGCGCGUGUAAAAGGACGAAAUUUCAUUCCAAACAUGAAGCGGCGGCGGUACUAUACAAUAAUAAUAUGUUAUAAUAAAACAUUAAUCGAUUAAUAACAAUAUAUAUUAACAGUGCAAUAUAAUAUUAUACCUAUCGUCUAUGAUGGGACCCAGUCGAGUGGGUGUUCAAAAUUAUAUACAAUUAUAGGAAUAUUAAAUCAAUUCGCGAAAUCCCCGAAUAAUAUAGGUAUAUACGUCAUUUUGUAGGACCCGAAUCGAUCUUAACCCGUAACAUAAUAAAAUAAAAAAAAUAUUGUACCUAUAACACGAAUGUUUUAAUGGUUUAUUAAUUACUUUUUAAUCAUCCCGGUUAACUCGAACUUUUUUUUUUAUUUCACAAAUUUCACGAGAUAAUAAUAUGUAAUCUUGUAUGUAUUUCUUGCGGAUUUUUUUUAUUUUCGACUAAUCACUAAACAUAUUUUAUAACCAUCAACACUAGCUAACUCUAAGGUCAAUGCAUUAUUAUGCUUCCGUCCGUUAAUUCAGCAGUAUCGUCAACCAGUAAUACUUUAUGAAAUUAAACGAUAUUCUAAAGAACGUCAAUAAAUCUAUUAAAAAAUUAUUGUCGUAGGUGGUACACGUUGUUAUAUAAUAGUUUUCAAAUUGAGUUUUUGUUGCAGAACUACACUGCUGUUCAGUAUUAAUCAUCAUAUCGACCCGUAUAUAAAAAGAGUUAUGGACGCCCAAACGUUUGAUCAAAAUAUAUUUUACUUCGGUGUAUGAACACUCUAACGGCCGAAUAAAUGACUCGGUCUUAAUAAGCCUCGACGUAACACUUAAUGCACUUAUAAAAACAUACCAACCCGAAUAGUUUUAUGUCCUCGUGUCGAGACUCCUUUCCGGCCACGGUUCGGUGUUUAUAACGGACAAUCCACUUUUUUCUCGCUUUAACGUUAUGUACCCGUACAAUAUAAUUAAUAUUUUUCUCGAUUUUGCCCUCGAAAAUCCCUUUUACUUUCAAAACACGACAAAAGUAUUCUACGGCGUGCCCUGCUCAGUUUAAAACUCCAAUAGCGAUCAGUAUAGUGUGGAAAAUCGAUACUCCUAAGACGAUCGAAUAAGAAUUUUUACAAAUACCUGCGUCGCCGCGAUGACAAUCAUGUGGAAUGAAAAUUCGGCUUUCGAUAUUUUCGUUAUUAUAGUUGUGUACCUAUUUGUGUAAAAAUAUAUUUAUAAUUGUUUAUAAACACCGAUUUUGUAAAUACAUUAUCGAUUUUGUAUUAUGACUGUACGGCUGUUAUUACGCCAUUGUACGAUUUGACGAUUAAGUUUCAAAGUCUUAAUUAAAUCGCAAUUAUUUUCAUUUCA